AUGAAUAUUUUCUUAGCAACAACAACAAGUACAACGACAACUUGUUUACCAAUAUGUUUGCAAUGGGAUUGUUGGAUAAAUGUAACAGCCACAUAUCCUUAUACAAGUCCAACUGUAAAUCGAAAUAGUGAUGGUAGAACAUCUGCAGUAACUGCAUCAACAAACACAACAGCUUCAACUGAGAAUUUAUCAAGCUCAAAUUAUCUAAAAGAUUUGGAAAAUGAGAACUUUCGUUUGAAAUUAGGUUUAGGUUUAGGCUUAGGAGCAUCUCUAUUGGCAACAAGUUCAUUAGCGAUUGGUAUGUUUAUUUAUUAUUCCUCACGUCUUGCAUCAUUACAAGGAAUACCGGGACCAAAAGUAGAAGGAUUUACUCAUUUGUAA
Molecule: messenger RNA, 381 nt
Organism: Rotaria sp. Silwood1
Lineage: Eukaryota; Metazoa; Rotifera; Eurotatoria; Philodinida; Philodinidae
Source: the annotation of a GenBank genome assembly